Molecule: messenger RNA, 2006 nt
Organism: Suricata suricatta (meerkat)
Lineage: Eukaryota; Metazoa; Chordata; Mammalia; Carnivora; Herpestidae
Gene: BSND
Product: barttin CLCNK type accessory beta subunit
Exons: 4
Coding region: 1-942 (313 amino acids)
Biological process (GO): chloride transport
Cellular component (GO): basolateral plasma membrane
Molecular function (GO): chloride channel regulator activity
Source: RefSeq, a predicted model, not a curated record
AUGGCUGAUGAGAAGACCUUCCGCAUCGGCUUCAUCGUGCUGGGGCUCUUCCUGCUGGCCCUCGGCACGUUCCUCAUGAGCCACGACCGGCCCCAGGUCUACGGCACCUUCUACGCCAUGGGCUGUGUCAUGGUGAUCGGGGGCGUCGUCUGGAGCAUGUGCCAGUGCUACCCCAAGAUCACCUUCAUACCCGCUGACUCGGACUUCCAAGGCAUCCUGUCCCCAAAGGCGCUGGGCCUACUGGAGAAUGGGCUUGCCGCCGAGAAGAAGAGCCUCCAGCCCCCGUACGUCAGGCUGUGGGAGGAAGCUGCCUACGACCAGAGCCUGCCCGACUUCAGCCACAUCCAGAUGAAGGUCAUGGGCUACCGCGAGGACCCCCGGCCCCUGCUGGCCCCCGAGCAGGGACAGCCGCAGCUGGGAGCCAGUGCUGGAGAAGAAGGUGGCCCUUGUGAAGCUCAGGCCUGGACGGAGGCUGCGGUGGUCAUCCACAGGGGCUCAGAGGAGGACGGGGGAGAAAGAAGCUCGACUGAGAGCAGGCCUGGCCUGCAGGCCUGUCCCCAGAGGUCUGCACCCUUGGCAUCCUUCCAAGAUGACCUGGAUGUGGACUCCAGCGAGGGUGGCAGCCCCAACCUGUCUCCACCUGAUGGUGACGAAUCUCCUGGGCCGCCUGGGGAGCCCUGGGCCCACAAGCAGCAGCUGGACCGCUUCCGGGACUUUGCCCUGAUCGAUGCCCCCACGUCAGAGGACGCACCUCCAGAGCAGCAGUGGCCCCCCUGUUGGCAGCCGUCCCAAAGGACGAGGGAGGAAGAAGAGAAGGCUUCAGACAGAGGCACAAAGGAGCCAGAGCAGGAAGAGGAGGACUUGUACUAUGGGCUGCCGGACAGCCCUGGGGACCCCUUUCCGGACAAGGAACUGGGCUUUGAGCCCGACGCCCAGGGCUGAGAUGGGACACUCCCCGGGUUAUCUAGCCCUGCACUGCUGCUCACCCCCACGUGACCUCAUGGGGCCUCAAUGUCCCUGUCUGUUAAAUGGGGCUGUAUGGAGGUUUGUAGGAGACAGUGGACCCGAGCGCACUCUGACGGCUCAGAGAAGUGCAUGGGGACAGGAUGUUUGCGUCUGUGGACCACUCAUUGCUCUCCGUUCUUAGUUUUCUCUGGUGAGGCUUUGCAGGUAGACUAGGAUUUGUUGAGAAGUUUCGCAGCCGCGGGGGCCUUCAAGAGCCUUUUCUUUUUCCCCUUAAGCUGGCCUCUGAGCGAGGCCCAAUUUGGUGCCACCCACCGAGGCCCUGAUCCUCUGUGAGGGUCUCUCGGGGUCCCCAUUCCUGUGGAGUCUUGGACCCACCAUGCCCCUCCCGCCCCACGCCCAGAGGAUGGUGUGAUCCAGGUUCAGUCAGAGCUAACCUGGCCCAGCCUGCCCACAUCCCGUCCCUCCCAGGGCCCAGGAUCCUAAACCUUCCAUGAGUCACCUCUGCGAAGCUCCCGGCUUUCUCCCUGGUCAGCCCCCCACCCCUACCUCCUCUCCUCCAAUUCCACGCCGCCCUCCCACUGCCCCAAGCCCAUCCCAAGCCAUCCCCUCCCCCAGCGUGCCCUUGCUUCCUUGCGUGUCUGGCGAAUCCACGCUCAUCCUUCAAACCCUCCCCCAAAGCUUUGCCUGAUGUUCCCACCUGGCGGAAUGGGUGCUUUCCGGCUCCUCUGUGCCACCUUUGGGCCUCGAACUCUCACUGCUGAGGCAGGGCUGCCUGCCCGUGGCUCAGGCGUUUGCUCUCCUCACCUCAGGAUCUCCUGUGCUCAGGGCAGUGGUCACAGAAGGUUUACAAGCCUGACUGGAGCCUUCUGCAGGUGAUGCCCCCUUGCCCAGCCCCGAACUCUCAGACCCGCACCCCUUCACUCUCUGGCAUUCAGAUCUCCAAAUGGCAUGUACAGGACUCACAAAGGCGGGCAGAAGGCCCCCCAGAAACGCCUUUCCCCACAGAAUAUAUCUGCACUGGCCUAUGAUCGCAGUGGAAA